Anarrhichthys ocellatus (wolf-eel) is the source of this 3082-nucleotide messenger RNA. RefSeq names its product coiled-coil domain containing 14 (gene ccdc14). The record is from RefSeq and is a predicted model, not a curated record. NCBI's taxonomy places the organism in Eukaryota, Metazoa, Chordata, Actinopteri, Perciformes, Anarhichadidae. Gene Ontology annotation, biological process: protein localization to centrosome. Gene Ontology annotation, cellular component: centriolar satellite. Bases 130 to 2082 code for a protein of 650 amino acids. The transcript has 11 exons.
CUGUUGUCCGUUUCAAACCAGCGGAAGCUGCAGAAAAGAAACGUAGCCGCACGGGAAGGAAAUCGUCGUAAACAUAUCUGAUGUAGAAAUCGGUUUGACAGCACAGAGCAAAAGCUGCGGUAGUUCAGCAUGAAAGGAACCGCCAAAAGCAAGGUGGUGACAUCAGGGAGGCUGACAGGAGGAGUCAAAGGACAGCGGUCCAGGAGACGAGGGACUCCAGAUCCAGGACCAGCAGCCUGCCCCGGACCAGCCUACUCUCUGUACUCCACAUCCACAGACUCUGAAGAGCAGGUCUCUUCUCUCCAUGAAGGUCUGGACCAGUGUGCUGCCUUGCUCACUGACAUCCUUCAGGCAGAAAAGGCAGCAGUGAAGGGUGGAGCAGCUAAAUCGACACCAUGUAGCUCACUCUGGAAGAAAACCAUCAGGAACACAAAGACAGAACAGAGAGGGUGGCAGCCUGGACCAGGUUCCACAACCCGCCAUCCUGCUGUGAAGACCUCCACCCAUCCACCUGAGAAACGGACCUCUAUCCAUCCACCUGAGAAACGGACCUCUAUCCAUCCACCUGAGAAACGGACCUCUAUCCAUCCACCUGAGAAACGGACCUCCACCCAUCCCCCUCAGACCUCCACCCAUCUACUUGAGAAACAGACCUCCAUCCAUCCACCUGAGAAACAGACCUCCACCCAUCCCCCCCAGACCUCCACCCAUCCACCUGAGAAACAGACCUCCACCCAGACCUCCACCCAUCCACUUGAGAAACAGACCUCCAUCCAUCCACCUGAGAAGCAGACCUCCACCCAUCCGCCUCAGACCUCCACCCAUCCACCUGAGAAACAGACCUCCACCCAUCCACCUGAGAAACAGACCUCCACCCAUCCACCCCAGACCUCCAUCCAUCCACUUGAGAAACACACCUCCACCCAUCCACCCCAGACCUCCAUCUUUCCUGGCCGUCCCCAGACCUCCAUCUCAAUCUCAUACUGUGAGGCAGAGUGUGAUAGGGAAGAGGAGGAGUUUGUUCCUGUGAGAGACAUCGAUGUCCAAAGCUCAGCUGUCAGACCGAUGUGGACCAUGAAGAUGUCCAACAUGCAGCUAGAGCUUGGACAGGUUGAUAAAGUCCCUCAGGACUGCAGUGCAGAGACAGACAGGAAAGGGAAGACAGUUCAGUACCUGCUUGGAGAACUCAAGGCUCUGAUUGCUGGACAAGGCAGUGUAGCAGAGAGGCUGCUCAGUCAUCUGGAGCAGACGGUGUCUUCACCACUGAUGGAUGCUGGUAGUUCAAACAUCCGGACUGAACCACAACAACCAUCCCAUCACAUGCAGAACACUCAGCUCCGCAGGCGUGUGAGGACUCUGAACCAGCAGUUGAAGCAGAGGGGGACAGCAGAGUCUCAUCAGAACCUGGAGAUGCUCUGUAACCCAGAAGUGUGGACUCUGCAGGAGGAGCUCGGCACUGCUCAGUCACGGCUGCAGGACCUCCAGGAGGACCUCGCAGGACUACGGAACGCCCUAGAGGACACACGGAGCCGGCUGACAGACAGAGAGGCAAAGAAUGCUCUCCUCCAAACAGACUUGGAGGCCACCAGAAGCAGGUUGCUGGACAGUAAGCGAGAGAAGAGUGAGAUGGCUUCACUCGCCCAGCAAAGACUGGAAGACAUAGGAAACCUGAACAGGAUUCUUCAGUGUGAACAACAUUGUAACCAACACCAGCACAGACCAGAUCCAGCAGAGCCCCCCACAGACCGCAUCAGCCAGUUCCUGAUGUCUCUGGGUCAGCCUGUGUGUGUGUCUGCAGAGAGAGAAGGAAAGACAUUGAGAGACACAUCAUCACAUCCUGCUGUUGGACCUCAGAGAGGGGACAAGGACCCGUCCCAUGGUUCAGAUGGAGUCCAGUCCUGUGUGGAGGAGCGCAGCCGUCUGUCCCGCUGUCACGUGGAGUCGCUGUGUUCUGAUUGGAGCACCAGGUCGGGGUCCAGCUUUGACACCAGAGACGAGGUCGCUUUCAGAGACGGCCUGGCCGCUCUGGAUGCGAGCAUAGCCAGUCUGCAGAAGACCAUGCGGCUGGACCUGGGGAGCUGAUGUUUUUAUCAAAUAUGGUGUCAUAUGUUUCAUGAUCUUAAGUCAUCUUUCACAUGUCAAGUGAAGUAUUUUGUAAUGUUUUAGUUCUUUUUCUUGGUCUUGAUGGAGACCGUGGACAGGGUUUAGUAUCCUCAGUGUCCAACACGUGUCCCUCACAGUGGAGACACAGCUGCUCGUCCAACAUGUCUUCAUGAGCUGAAUAAUCUAUCACUGUUGUCUUUGUCUUUCCAACCAUAAGUAUUGUAAAUGGAAUAACACUUCAUCUUACAAGUUCUUUUGUUUUGUAUAAUGUCCUCGAAAUAAACUGCUGAGUGUUUGAUUAAAACAUUUCCAAUUCUUUAAUUCCAAUGAGUAGUUGGCAUGGACACGCUGAGUCGGCUCCACAAACUGACUUCAGAGAAGUUGACUUACUCGAGGUAUGUGACUAAAUUAUGGAUCGAUAAAAUUGAAAGUGUUUUUCAAUGGAAAAAAAACUGAUAAACAUGAAAAGAUCAAAGAGUCAUUUUUAUGAAAGUGUAAAACGUGUUUUAAUAUGAGAGCAGCAGUAUAAAAGACAAAAAGCACGCUGUCUAAAAAAAUGUUCCAAUCAUGACUACAACUCUGAAUAAAGACAUUCAUCUGCUCUAAAACAAUAAGAAUCAUUUCACCAUGAACAUGCUCCCUUUGGUAGAUCAAGGAGUGUACGUCAUCAACACACUCCUUCAUAGUGCAAACAGCAGGGACAGAACCCGUUCCACCACAUCCACGCUUAAAGGAGCAGAGAGCACCCACACCAGUCUCCAGGACCACUCGGCUAAAUAUUAGUAUCACUUCCAGUACACACACACACACUAGCUCUGGGUCGUGUUUAUCCUAGCUUAGCACAAACACUAAGAGCAGGUGAAACUGCCCAGAUCUAUCAAAAUUGAAAAAUGUUGGAUUUAAUGUUUGCAAGCUAGUCACCAUUUCACCCUCGAGACACCUGGGUUGACUUCAGCAGUGACCUGGCAACCCCACUAUG